AUGAAUAACAAUCUCGACAAAUAUCUUUCCGAAUUGAAGGCUAAAAGUUCUUCCUCCUCAAGCAACAAUGCAACAUCUUCCACAAUAACAACAACCUCCAACAGCUUUACAUUUAAAAGUAAAUCCGCAACCUCCAUUAGUAACCAACCAUUACCCACAAAAUCAAGCAGAAUCAAUGUGAAUAAGACCUUCGGAGCAACAACACGCUCAAACCAGCAUACCAACAAUAAUGAUGAUACUCCAUCUGACAUAUUAUCUGCAUAUGGAUCAAUUUUGAACAACAACAGACAAAAUCACACCAAUAAUGUGCCCUCUGUCUCCACCAAGAAACGAAAAUAUGACGAAUAUAAUGAAGAGGAUGGUCAUGUGGAAUCCCCAUCCUCUCCUAUCGAAGAAAAGCCUUCUUCAUUUAUCACUGCAGCCACUCUUCUGAAUAAUAACAAAUUAUCCAAUAAUAUGGAGAAUUCCAACAAUGCCACCUCAUCCAUGCAUCCUAGUGUACGGAUUAAACCGAAAGAUAAUGGAAGCGUUGUCACGACUGCUGUAAACUCUAAAAGUAAUAAUAUUGUAUCCAUGAAUAGCAACAAGUCAAGAAAAUUGUGGAAAGACAAAGAUGAAGAAAUUGCAGAACUCGAUGAGUUAAUAUCAUCCACAAAUGGCAUCAAACAACAAACGUCCAUUAAUGAAAUUGUUAUUAAUGAUGAAAUAAUUCUCGAUGAAGAGGAUGACCCUAUUUUAACACCACCAGAUUUUGCACAAUCAUCCAAUACUACCAUUGCUAGUAAUAGUAAUGUUACCAACAAAACAAUUGAUUCUCACGAUCCCAUUCUUGACGAGGAUAUUCUUGGAGAUGAUUUGAUUUUGGAUGAAGAAGGAGAAUCCCACCCAUAUCAAGCCAACGAUACUCAUGAACCAUCAACACAGCUCAAUUCCUCAAAUAAUAAGAAUAUCAACAGCAAUAAUCGUAGUACAAAGAAAUUUACCUUACCUUCAAAAAGUAGUAGCAAUAGUGGUAACAGUAUCUCAUCGGAGCCGCAAACAACAACAAUUAACAACCAAAGCUCAUCAAAAUCAAAGAGUAUAUUACCAAAAUCCUCAACAAAAGUUGAGGCUCCACAAACACCCAAACCCAUAUUACCAAUAGCCAAAUCCUCUUCGACAGUCCAAAACUCAAAAUCUGAGGCUGAACUACUCGAAAAUUAUGACAAAUUGUCACGAGAACUUGUUGCCCUAUUGACCGACUGUUUGGAUUAUGCUGAAAGUUUUGAUCCGAAUAGCGAGAUCUUAAUGGAUUUCAUGUCACAAAAAACUCAACUCGAGUUAUUGAGACAAAAUCUUUCAGGUUCUCUCCUAAACAUUUCCUCAGCCACAAAUAGUAAUAAUAAUGGUUUUGCAACUCCCUCAACACCUGCCUUCUCAUCCUCUCGCACCGUGACACCAUCAACAUAUACCUCUUCUUCCUCGAGUAUCAGCAGGCCACAAGCAACCUCAACAAAUAAUUACGCCUCUUCAAAUAAGAAUACCUCUUCAAGUAAUAAUUAUUCUAGGAAUAAUACCUACGAGCCCAACAAUAAUGACAUGCAAGACGAAGACUAUUCACACUAUUCCAAUUUUGAUUCAUCACCCACAAGUAUCAGAGUUGAUGAUGAAGAUGUUGUUUUCACAGGCAGUCAAAAGAGCAACUCAACAUUUACCACCAGUGCAUCAAAUAAUUAUGCUGUCAACGUUGAUGAAGAUGACGGAUUUGGAGCAGUUAUACCCUUCGAUAGCAAUAAUGACAACUAUUCCUCAAGAUAUAAUUCUGGUAGCAGCUCUUCUGCCUCAUAUUCGUACAGUAGUUCCAGUAGCAGUCGACUGAUACGAUCCCAACCACAAUCUGGACAUGCUUCUACCUCUCAUGACAGUUCCUACUAUGCCAACGAGAACUUUGAAUGGAGCAGAGAACUCAAGAGCACCCUUAAAGAAAUUUUCGGUAUCAAUUCAUUUAGACAUUUACAAUUGGAAGCAAUCAAUGCCACACUUUCUGGAAGAGAUGUUUUCAUUAUCAUGCCAACUGGUGGAGGUAAAAGCUUGUGUUAUCAACUUCCAGCAAUUAUUGGUUCCGUUGGUGUAACCAUUGUCAUUUCUCCGUUGCUUUCUCUUAUUCAAGAUCAAGUCAUGUCACUAAUCAACUUGGAUAUUCCAGCUGUAUUUCUUACUGGCGAACAAGACUCUGAAACUACGAAACAAAUUUAUAGGGAAUUAGCCUCCUCAAAUCCAAGCUUCCGUCUUCUCUAUGUCACUCCUGAGAAAAUCUCUGCAAGUACAUCGUUCGUCAAUAUUUUAAGGAAGCUCUAUGAUCGUGGCCUUUUUAAGAGAGUUGUCGUGGAUGAGGCUCACUGCGUGAGUAAUUGGGGACACGAUUUUAGACCUGAUUAUCGAAAGUUGGGAGUUUUUAAGGAUGAAUUUCCUGAUGUUCCACUAAUUGCUCUUACUGCUACUGCCACUUCACGUGUUCAAGAAGACAUUAUUCAUCAACUCAAUAUUAAGAAUUGUGUGAGUUUGAAGGGGUCCUUCAACAGAACUAAUUUAUAUUAUGAAGUACGAAAAAAGGCAUCAUUGGAAAAAACUGCUAAGGAAAUUUCAGAUUUUAUCAAUGAAAAGUAUCCCAAUCAAUCUGGUAUUGUCUAUUGCUUGAGUAAGAAGGAUUGUGAAAAGAUGGCUGAAGAACUUACCAAUCUCGGUCACAAUGUAGGAGUAUACAACUCAGACGUAGCAGCAGCUGACAAGCAAGAUGUUCAUGAAAAAUGGAGUCGUGAUGAGUUGAAAAUUAUUGUAGCCACUAUUGCUUUUGGUAUGGGAAUUAAUAAGCCUGAUGUUCGUUUUGUCAUUCACCACAGCUUACCGAAAUCCAUCGAAGACUACUACCAAGAAUCAGGAAGAGCUGGCAGAGAUGGACUCGAAAGUCACUGUAUCUUAUUCUAUUCAUAUGCCGAUAAGGCUCGUCAGCAAAAAUUUUUGGAAGGUGAAAAGGCCAGCAAGAACGGCUAUGAAAAUAUCAACAAGAUUGUUGCCUAUUGCGAGAAUGAUUGUGAAUGUCGAAGAGUUGUACAGUUGCGACAUUUUGGAGAAUCUUUUGACCCAGCUCAAUGCAAAGGCAUGUGUGACAAUUGCCGAAAUGAAACUCCUGUCGAAAAGAAGGACUAUACCAAAGAGGCAGCAUCUUUCCUCAAAUUGGUCAAAGAUAUUGGACCUUUCAAAGCAACCAUGUCUCACAUUGUUGGUGUAUGGAGAGGGUCUAAGGCAUCCAAAAUUAAGAGUUUACAACAUGAUAAAUUAGAUGGACAUGGCGCGGGAAAAGAUCUCAACAAAAAUGUUGCCGAAACUCUAGUUUCCAAACUCAUUUGUGACGGAUAUUUACUUGAAAAAGUUCACAUUAAUGAACAGUAUGGAGGCAGCUACACUCAACUCGGUGUUUCACCAUCAUCUGAAAGAAUCAUUCAGGGACGUGUCAAAUUUGAGCUACUUGUUAGAAGCAAAUCGAAAAAGACAAAAGGUUCUCUCGAAAAGAUGCUAUCAAAGGGAUCUGCAUCCUCCUCCUCCAAAGACAAUUCCAAUACAAAGAAGAAGAAAGAGUUUGAAUCCAUGCUGAGUGCUGCUCUUCAAGAUAAGAGAUCAGAAUUGGCCAAACAGAAAGGUGUUCGUCCUUACAACAUUUUGGCUUCAAGAAUUUUAUCAGAAUUGAGUUCAAAACAACCUCUCGAUAUUGAGUCGAUGGCAGCCAUUAGCGGAAUGGGUAAAAAUAUUAUGGCGAAUUAUGGUCUUAUUUUCUUGGAAUUGAUUCGAUCCAUGAGAGCAAAAGAGUUGGGCGAUUGUCAACCUCUCACCGAUGCGGAACGAAAAGAAUUUAGUGAAAAGUACAAAACUUCGACCGCCAAAUUGAACAUCAAAACCGCAGCUUCUUCUUCGAAAACAAUUCAACAAAAAGAAGAUACUGAUCAUGAACUGGAUUUGGAUCUGGAUUUGGACGAUUUGGAAGAUAUUACUGAUCAAGUUGGUGGCAAUACCAAUCAUAAUGAUCGUAAGGAUGAACGCAAUGAUGUUGACAUUUUAACCACUGAAGAAUGGGAAAGUUUGGAUGAUUUGAUUGAGCAAGAGUUUGAGCAUCCACCUCCUCCACCACCAACAACAAAUACACCAAAGAACCAACCCAAGUACAGGUUCAAAAAUAUUUAA
Messenger RNA from Naegleria fowleri, 4215 nucleotides. RefSeq lists its product as uncharacterized. The transcript has a single exon. Lineage: Eukaryota; Heterolobosea; Eutetramitea; Acrasida; Naegleriidae. Gene Ontology annotation, biological process: double-strand break repair via homologous recombination; DNA replication. Gene Ontology annotation, cellular component: cytoplasm; nucleus; chromosome. The coding region runs from base 1 to 4215 and encodes 1404 amino acids. The record is from RefSeq and is a predicted model, not a curated record. Gene Ontology annotation, molecular function: 3'-5' DNA helicase activity; four-way junction helicase activity; ATP binding.